UUACGCGAAUAGACGUCGUGAAACCGUACGUCCUCGCCGUCUUCCUAAUUAUGACACGAGCUCGCGGUCAGUAACUAUCUAUCGUGGUCAAAGGCGCGCACUAUGAUGAUCCAUCCUCGCGCCCAGACUGGCCUCUGACAACUUCCCCGUGUCCAGAGGAGGAACAGAGAAACCAACGAAACUUCAGCUUUCCAGCCCGCUAAGGUUCUUGAGCAAUGUCUGUCCCUCCUCCUCCACCUCCACCACCUCCACCUUCUACAGUUUCCGCACAAUCACGGACAGACCCUCCUAAACUCCAGUGUUCUGAGGGUGGAGGUCGCAAUGCUCUCCUGUCUGACAUUCAGAAAGGGACAAGGCUGAAAAAGGUCAAACAGGUCAAUGACAGAAGCGCACCAAUCUUUGACAAACCUAAAGUGAAUAGUGUGGAUGACAGUGGAAGAAAUGUGGCUGCUGGAAACUCUACAAGCGCAGCAGGAUCUGCUCCAUCUGCAGUGGGCCCAAGUGGACUGUUUGCCAGGGGAUUUCCUGUACUCAAACCACCUGGACAAAGAGACCAACAGUCGCAUCAAAACCCAGUGUCUCGUUCCGGCUCUACCGCAAGCCUGAAGCAGCCUCUCUGGAACCCUCCAUCACAGGGAGAUGGGUUCAGAGGAAGUGCACCUGAUCUUUCCCCCUCCCAAAAACCUUUGGAAAGAGCCUUCACACUGUCUAAAACUCAGUCUAAUUCCUCAUACACCACCCCUUCCUCUGCCCCUCCACCUCCUCCUCAGGAGCGGCCCUGUAAUAGACCACCUCCUCUCUCCACCGGCCGGCCCCCAACCCCUCCUCCUCAAUCGGCAAAACCCAAUAGGUUAAAAUCACACUCCAUUCCAAUGACUACGACUCCGCCUCCUCCACUGCCUCCCUCGGUUCCUCUGUCCUCAGUUCCUGAUAGAUCGUCUGGGGUCUUCUACCCUCCGCCCCCUCUACCGCCUUCAUCAAUCCCUUCAUCCUCGCUCCCUGACAGGUCAUCUGGGAUCUUCUGCCCUCCACCUCCUCCAUCAGUCCCUCCAUCCUCUCUCCCUGACAGGUCAUCUGGGAUCUUCUUCCCUCCACCACCUCCAUCAGUCCCUCCAUCCUCUCUCCCUGACAGGUCAUCUGGAAUCUUCUGCCCUCCUCCACCACCUCCAUCAAUCCCUCCAUCCUCGCUCCCUGACAGGUCAUCUGGGGUUUUCUUCCCUCCACCUCCUUCUCCACCACCUCCGUCCUCGCUCCCUAACAGGUCGUCUGUAGUCUUCUUCCCUCCGCCCCCUUCUCUAGACCCGUUAGAAAUGAAGGCCAAUCCUUUAGGGCCUCCUCACCCAGCUUCCCCUCUUCCUGAUUCGUUUGCAUGCAGUCACCCCUCCUCAGCACCUCCUCCACUACCUCAGAAAGUACCACCUUUGCCACGACGACCCCCUGCAUCAACACGCUUUUCAGGUGCUCCACGGAUGGCUCCACCCCCUGUUCCCCCUGCUCGAUCUCCUAACACGGAACUCUCCAGUAGGAUCCCACCCCCUUCUCCUCUCCCACAGUCAGCUCCGCCCAGCUCUGUACGCAACGGACACCUGCACAGCUUAGACAUUGCAGAUGACUUUGAAUCUAAGUUUCACUUCCAUCCGAUUGAGGACUUCCCCCCUCCUGAAGAGUUCAUGCCCUUCCCACGUAUCUACCCCAGCAAAGAGAACAGAGUCAACCCACAACCUCCUGCCAUGAGGACUCAUUUAAGAUGAAAUGGGACAACAUGAAGUUAACCUUUUGUAGGAUAUAUUUUAAUCAUCAUCCUCAUGGUCAGUGAAGAACAGCAGCCAGAUCUGUAGGUCAAAUCAACUCACUAGAGCACCACUCUAUCAAUCUCAUCUGCAUUACCUGUGAAAACAUUAUAGUUUGAUGUAAAACUAAUUGGUUUUUUUUUUUUGCCAUCCACAUUUCAAAAGGCAAGUUUCCUCAUUACAGCUGCAGCCAUAUUAAAACCCCUAAUUCUUAUAUAUAUAUAUAAAAAAGUUAAUUAA
Molecule: messenger RNA, 2030 nt
Organism: Carassius carassius (crucian carp)
Lineage: Eukaryota; Metazoa; Chordata; Actinopteri; Cypriniformes; Cyprinidae
Product: WAS/WASL-interacting protein family member 3-like
Exons: 8
Coding region: 216-1751 (511 amino acids)
Molecular function (GO): actin binding
Source: RefSeq, a predicted model, not a curated record